UUACGCACAAACAAAAUUGUAAACUAUGCAGGUCCUCUCAAUGUUCAUUCACAUGUGGGACAUGCUGUGUUGAAGUUUUGAAGUCUGCAGCUUUUAAUGUAUUCGUGACUCCCCUCCUGGGGCAAUGUUUUACAAGUGUGCUUCAUCUCAUAUAUUUUUUCAAGUUUUCAAUUCAGCUGUUGGCUUUAGCCCAACUCAGCCCUGAGCCAGAGCGACUGACACAUUAUGAUCCCGCCCGUCCUGCAAGUGCCAACGAGGGAAAACACAAGCGUACUGUAUCUGUUUCUUUGUGUCAUCAAGUCCUGCACAUGUUGAUGCCUGUGUUCCAAGAAUAGAACCAAGGGUCACAGUGCUGAGUGGCUUUCCACAAACUGACCAACACACACACACAUUCGAGAGUCGACAAGAACGUCCCAUUAGUUGUAGACGCAGUAUGUUUUCACAGUAGGAGGGCACAUAUUCCUCUCGUUCGGGGCCAUGGGGGCAACAUUCCCAUGGAUUCCAUAUUACAAGCACAAUACCCUAAAUGAACAUGUACUCAACACUGUGCAUGGAUGAUUAAAAUUGAAUGGUAGAAGUACAUCAUGGUAGUUUUUUUACACUCUUUGGGCAUCUGUGAUUUUUAUCCCUGAGAAUAAUCCUUUGAAAAUGAGUGACAUAAAAUAACACUAAUAAAUGCAAUAAAUUGCAAAUUGACUGGAUAUAGUCCUAUAGGCCUAUACACAUUUAUGUAUGUAUUUUUAUCAUACUUGAUGAACACAUCUUUUUGUCAAUUCAUGCAAAUGAAAUGGUCAUUUUUAAUCUAUAAAAUGCAUGCACGAAGCCGUUUAGGCAUAAAUAACGAGACCAACAGCAGUUGUCGAUAGACAUUUGCACAUGGCCAUGUCCUUUGUCAGUAAAUAGAGGUUGUAAAGAAAACCAGGUAUAGCUUUUACUGACUGCAUACAUGAAAACGUAACCAUGUCGACCGAGAGUGUGUGUGUGAGUGAGUGCGUAACUGUUCUUCAAAGAGACUGUUUGUAAUCAGCUGUCAAAGCAUGCAAAGAUCUCAUUGUAGCCACUGAGAGUUGAGCUAUGUGCUGGGCAGGGAAAAGCUCUCAGGUCCCCUCGGUAUGUUCAUCCAAGCAGUGGCAGUGGCAGUGGCAGUGGAUGCGAACAACAUACUGUAUUGACAUCCUCAGCUUCGCUGCACUCUUAACUACAAGGUGUUUGAAGAGUUCUGUCUACGUAUUUUCUUUGUUGUUCUUACGAGUGGGCUAGAGAUGAUGGAGUUGGGCCUCACUGACGGCAGCCUGAUUGAUGAACUGAUGGUGCUAACAUCCCAGAGCCUCACCCAACUGGAGAUCCAAGAACACUUCAACGUCAUCAAAGAAAUUGGUCGAGGAAAAUAUGGCAAAGUGCUCCUGGUCACACAUCGUUUCAGGGGGACUCCCAUGGCUUUGAAAGUCAUGCCGAAAUCCUCAACAAAGCUGCAGGGAUUCCUGCGAGAGUACUGCAUCUCCUUACAUCUGUCCUGCCACCCCUGCAUCGUGGGUCUCUUUGGCAUCGUCUUUCAAUCUAAUGAGCACUACUGCUUUGCCCAGGAGCUUGUCAUUGGGAAGGACCUAUUUGCUGUCAUUCAGCCUAAGGUGGGUAUCCCCGAGUCGGCCGUUAAACGUUGUGUCGUCCAGAUUGCCAGCGCUUUGGAGUUCAUCCACAGCCGAGGCUUGGUCCAUAGAGAUGUUAAACCUGAGAACAUUCUCCUGUUGGAUCAUGACUGCUGCCAGGUCAAGCUGGCUGACUUUGGUCUGGCCCAGAAGAGAGGCACUCUGAUCAGUUCCAUCACAGGGACCCUGCCUUACAUGGCUCCUGAGCUUUGUAACGUUGCUCUCCAAGAGGGCCAGAAAGAAGUCACUGCCCCUCCACUGAAAGUGGAGCCAAGUUUAGACACCUGGGCCUUUGGGGUGCUUAUAUUCUGCAUCCUGACGGGCUACUUUCCUUGGGAGUGUUGCAGAGACUCAGAUGACUGCUACCAAGAGUUUGCUGACUGGUCAAGAUUGGGUGAGAAUGCCAACACUGAACAGGACAAUAAUCCUCAAUUGUGGCAGAAGUUCACUCCAGAAGCCAUGGAGUUGUUCACUAAGCUCCUGGCUGUGGAUGCAGAAAAGAGAUGCACCGAAGGGGUGGUGGGAGACUAUGUAGGCAAGGCCUGGCUUAAAAAGAAACAUGGAAUGGAGCAGCAGAAGACAGUAGAAAAAGACAAAGAAUAAUCCUGGACAUAUAAUACAAUUUCCAUUUGCACCAUGUGUUGAAACCAUGUACAUCUAUUGAACAUCAGUCCCUAAGUAUAUUUGAAAAUGACUGAAUGAUUUAAACAACAAUGAUUUGUCCUUUGACUUCCCAUUUCAAAACAUGCAACGACUGAAAUUAUUGUGUCAGGUUUGUAUCAUUGGACUUACACUAAGUUGCAUCUAUUAAAAUGAUUGUACACCCUAAUUUAAAUUCAAAUUCAAUUCUUGUUUGUACACGUGUAUACUUUGUAUGUGUUUUCCUUUAACAUGAAAAAGGUUCAAAAAAACUUUGCCACGUUUUUGUUUCACUCAUUUAAAAGUAAACCAGUGCACUUUUAAACGACGUGAUAUGAAGGGAACCCGGGCCAGAAAUAUUUCACAAGUGUAAUAAAUAACAAGGCCAAAGCCCUGCAGUAUGCAAA
Molecule: messenger RNA, 2692 nt
Organism: Syngnathus typhle (broad-nosed pipefish)
Lineage: Eukaryota; Metazoa; Chordata; Actinopteri; Syngnathiformes; Syngnathidae
Product: serine/threonine-protein kinase SBK1
Exons: 5
Coding region: 1263-2249 (328 amino acids)
Biological process (GO): peptidyl-serine phosphorylation; peptidyl-threonine phosphorylation
Molecular function (GO): protein serine/threonine kinase activity; ATP binding
Source: RefSeq, a predicted model, not a curated record